Molecule: messenger RNA, 2690 nt
Organism: Oreochromis aureus
Lineage: Eukaryota; Metazoa; Chordata; Actinopteri; Cichliformes; Cichlidae
Gene: ctdnep1a
Product: CTD nuclear envelope phosphatase 1a
Exons: 8
Coding region: 598-1335 (245 amino acids)
Molecular function (GO): protein serine/threonine phosphatase activity
Source: RefSeq, a predicted model, not a curated record
UGACGGCAAGGCGGCGAUGGCGGCUCGCAGUUUCAUUCCGGAUUUCCACUGGACUACAAACUGAUUUUAACCGGCCCGGUUAGACUUUGGGGAACUUUUGCAAUACUGUCUCCAUUCGGACGCCGCACAGACUCAAGUCGCGUUGAAGUGGUGCCUGUCAAGGAAGGACCCCACAGCAUUUUUGUGGUCUAUUUUUCUCUAAGGUUCAAGGUGGUCACCCUGUCGAGCUAGCGGUAGCUCGGUGGCUACGAGCUAACGGUAGUUGGUAUACAUACGGCUAGCUCCUGAGCUAGCUUGUCAACGAGCUGCGUGCUAAGGUCCACACAGCAGCAGUCGUCAUUCUCCGGCUUUUCUUUCGACCACCUCAUCGUUUGCUUGUCACCGUUACAAUGCGAAGUUACCCUGUUUGAUGCUAAUUGUGCCGCAAUUGUGCAGAGCGAGGUACUCACACGUUUGCUUGGCCUCUCCAAUAAUUAAGAGUUGCUAGUUUGGCGGCUGUGGCUAGACACCAGAAUUUUGACUCUGUGGUAAGCAAGUCCUUUCAGUAAUUACCCCUUCCCAGCAACUUGGUGAAAACCGCGUUGCCUAGUUAUUAACAUGCUGAAGACCCGGCAGUGUUUACUUGGCAUCCGCACUUUUCUCGGCGUAACGUCCAGAAUAUGGGGCUUCAUCAUGUACAUCCUCAGGAAGCACCUACGAACGAUAAUCCAGUAUCAGACGGUGCGAUACGACACUUUGCCUCUGUCCCCCAUCUCCAGAAACAGGCUCAAUGCAGUAAAGAGGAAGAUUCUGGUUCUGGACCUAGAUGAGACCCUGAUCCACUCUCAUCAUGACGGGGUCCUGAGGCCUACAGUGAGACCUGGCACACCGCCAGACUUCAUCCUCAAAGUCGUCAUUGAUAAGCACCCAGUCAGGUUCUUCGUACAUAAAAGGCCACAUGUUGACUUCUUUUUAGAAGUGGUGAGCCAGUGGUACGAGCUGGUGGUUUUCACAGCCAGUAUGGAGAUCUACGGCUCGGCAGUGGCAGAUAAACUGGAUAACAACAGGAACAUUCUGAAACGAAGAUACUACAGACAGCACUGUACAUUGGAUCUAGGUAGUUAUAUUAAAGACUUGUCUGUAGUACACGAUGACCUGUCUAGUAUUGUUAUCCUGGACAACUCGCCUGGUGCUUAUCGAAGCCAUCCAGACAAUGCAAUACCCAUCAAGUCCUGGUUCAGCGACCCUAGUGAUACAGCACUUCUUAACUUGCUGCCUAUGCUGGAUGCACUAAGGUUCACUGCUGAUGUCCGCUCCGUCCUCAGUCGAAACCUCCACCAGCACCGGCUCUGGUGAUUGGCUGAAUUGAGAGGGAUCGGGCUUGUUGACCAGCCUCUUCUCUCCGCCGGCUUCCACCCUGCCCUCCAUUCCCACGUAGACGACCCACCAGCCCUCUCCGAGCCCCUCAGCCGCAUCCUGAGGAGACGGGGGCUGGGGUGACCGCCUAACACAGGAUGAACAGUAUGGGAUCAACAGAACCCACGAACUACUGGGGAGGGAGGGGGAGCCAGCUUUUUUUUUUUUUUUUUUUUUCCCCCCCCUUGUUGUUGUUUUUUUCUCUUGGUUCUUUAUUUGUACUUUUUUUUUUUUUUUUUUUUUUUUUUUUCUUCUCCAAAACAAAGAGGAGCCUCUCUGCCUUAUCGCUCCUGAUACUGACUGUGUGCAUAUGGAGUCGGAGUACGCUUGCUGAGUUAGUCCUUUUUAAAAAAUUUUGAAGAUAAAGUUGGGAGAUAGAGGAGGAUCGGCAAUGCAACAAAGACUGUUUUUGUUUUUUUUCUCUUUCUUCUUCAUCAUCAACACAUACUGCACUUCAGCAAACUGAUCAGUUUACUGUCUUAACCUCUUGGAGCAACUGAGUAGGGGGAAAAUAGAAAACUACCCCCUUGUUUUUUUCUUCUUUUUUUUUUUUUUAGAUCACCAUCAUACCCCAAGCGGUGAGUCAUCGAUUCCCAAGGUACUUUUUAUUUUUUUCUCCCCCAGCAAGAUUGGAUCAAUUUAAAUUAUGUAACUGAUGGACCCUUGCUUGCAACAUACCACCCACAGGCAUUUUUUUUCUGGACAAAUAGCCAAGAAGUCUAAGUUUCUUUCCUUUGUUUUUGUUUUUUCUUUUACCCUCAGCCAUAACAAACAACUGUUUCCCCCAAACUUCUUCAUGGGACUCUGUGAUAAACACUUUAAAGUUGUGAGGAAAAAAAAAAAGAAUGGCUUGUAAUGAUACAUGGACUGCCGUGCCGCCUUUCCAUAUCUGAUUGUUUCUCUGUUACCAUGAUAUCUGCUAAUAUGACUUCUGAAUACCACAACAAUUUCCUCUCCUCCUUUUUUUUUUUUUUUUUUUUUUUAAAUACUAUUUGAUGCCAUCCUGGUUUCAUUUAAUAGGAAUUGCACUUAAUCUCCUGUUUUUGUUUUUUUUGUUUUGUUUUUUUUGCAGUUUGUUUGUUAGUUGAUUCAAACUUGCAGCCUUCCCAUCCCUUUGCAUUUUUUAUUUUAUUUUUUUUACCCAUUCCCCUUUUUAUUGUAUCAGUUCAACUAUUAGACGCUCCAUCUUUAAAUGCCUUCUGAACAAUGUCAGUCUUGUCAAGGCUCACAGCGGCUUCUUAUUGGCUCUGUCUCCAGGUCUGUGUUACUAAUAAAACACUUGUCAGUAUCGACCA